Molecule: messenger RNA, 480 nt
Organism: Penicillium alfredii
Lineage: Eukaryota; Fungi; Ascomycota; Eurotiomycetes; Eurotiales; Aspergillaceae
Product: H(+)-transporting V0 sector ATPase subunit c
Exons: 6
Coding region: 1-480 (159 amino acids)
Biological process (GO): proton transmembrane transport
Cellular component (GO): proton-transporting V-type ATPase, V0 domain
Molecular function (GO): proton-transporting ATPase activity, rotational mechanism
Source: RefSeq, a predicted model, not a curated record
AUGGCUUCUGAACUUUGCCCCGUCUAUGCGCCCUUCUUUGGUGCGCUCGGCUGCACGUCCGCUAUCGUGUUCACCUGCUUCGGUGCCGCCUAUGGAACCGCCAAGGCUGGUGUCGGUGUUUGCGGCAUGGGUGUUCUGCGCCCCGACCUGAUCGUCAAGAACAUCGUUCCCAUCGUCAUGGCGGGUAUCAUCGGUAUUUACGGCCUGGUCGUCUCGGUCCUGGUCGCCAACGACCUGACCCAGAAGCUCCCUCUGUACACGGGAUUCAUCCAGCUGGGUGCCGGUCUGUCCGUUGGUCUGGCUGGUCUUGCUGCGGGUUUUGCUAUUGGUAUUGUCGGUGAUGCUGGUGUUCGCGGAACGGCGCAGCAACCCCGACUCUACGUCGGAAUGAUUUUGAUUCUCAUUUUCGCUGAAGUCCUGGGUCUGUACGGUCUGAUUGUUGCCCUUCUGAUGAACUCGCGCUCGAAAGCUACGUGCUAA